Messenger RNA from Falco peregrinus (peregrine falcon), 1061 nucleotides. RefSeq lists its product as uncharacterized. Lineage: Eukaryota; Metazoa; Chordata; Aves; Falconiformes; Falconidae. Gene Ontology annotation, molecular function: protein-lysine N-methyltransferase activity. The transcript is spliced from 3 exons. Gene Ontology annotation, biological process: peptidyl-lysine methylation. Gene Ontology annotation, cellular component: cytosol; cytoplasm. The record is from RefSeq and is a predicted model, not a curated record. The coding region runs from base 79 to 1044 and encodes 321 amino acids.
UGGGGCCACCGGGGAGGAGGAAGGCGACAAGGGGACGGGGCGGGCACACAGUGGGCGGGGCGUCAUACCACGCCCCCAAUGGGGCGGUCCCAAAACCGACCAAUCGCGGGCGGGAGCGCGGCGCGGCCCCGCCCCCGGCCAGGAUGGCGGCGCCCGGCCGCCACGUGGGUACGGGGGCCCGGCGGGUGGCGGCGGCGGGCGGGGGGAAGCAGGAAGCGAAAGAAGAAACGGAAGAGGACGCGGAAGAGGAUGCGGAAGAGGAUGCGGAAGAGGAAACGGAAGAGGAAACGGAAGAGGAAGCGGAAGAAAAAGAGGCCGGGGCGUUGCGGUCCGUGUUCCCUCGCGACCCCGCGCUCUUCGGCGAUGCAUUCCCGGUGCAGCGGCGGUACCGGCUCUGUGGGCGCGUCCUGCGCAUCGCGCAGCAUCACGGGCCGCGGCUGGGCCCGGCCGGCGCCGUCUGGGAGGCGCCCCCCCGUGCCCGCCAGGCCCUGUCCCCUGUGCCGGUUCCUGGGGGAGCAGCGCUUCGAUUUCCGGGGCCGGACGGUGAUUGAGCUCGGUGCCGGCACCGGCAUUGUUGGCAUCCUCGCUGCCUUGCUGGGAGGGGAUGUCACCAUCACGGACCAACCGGCGGCGUUGGACCAAAUCCAGGAAAACGUCCGGCUGAAUUUCCCGGCGGCGGCGGCGGCUCCGCAGGUGCGAGCGCUGGUGUGGGGCCGGGAUGAGGGCGCCUUCCCGGCAGGGUACGGGGUGAUCCUGGGCUCCGACAUCGUGUACCACCCGCCCUCCUUCGCCCCCCUCCUGCGCACCCUGCGCCACCUCUGCGGCCCCCGCUCCAUCGCCCUCCUCUCCGCCAAGAUGCGGGGGGGGGGGCGACGGGGACCCCCGGCGCUUCUUCCACCAGAUGUUGCCGCCACAUUCCACAUCCAGCUGUUGCAGCGGGAGCCAGAGGAGGAGAUAGAGAUCUAUGGGGUGACCUGCCGGACGGAUGGGGGGGGAGGGGGGGGCACCCCUGGUUUUGGUGUCCCCCAGCUGGGGGGGCCCUGAGGGGGAUUAAAGGCUCG